Messenger RNA from Beauveria bassiana ARSEF 2860, 1272 nucleotides. RefSeq names its product glycolipid 2-alpha-mannosyltransferase. Gene Ontology annotation, biological process: protein O-linked glycosylation; protein N-linked glycosylation; cell wall mannoprotein biosynthetic process. The coding region runs from base 1 to 1272 and encodes 423 amino acids. NCBI's taxonomy places the organism in Eukaryota, Fungi, Ascomycota, Sordariomycetes, Hypocreales, Cordycipitaceae. Gene Ontology annotation, cellular component: membrane; Golgi apparatus. The record is from RefSeq and is a predicted model, not a curated record. The transcript is spliced from 3 exons. Gene Ontology annotation, molecular function: alpha-1,2-mannosyltransferase activity.
AUGUUGGCGGGAAGCAAUGCGCGCAUCCUGCGCUACAUUGUUGUUGCCGGUAUUAUUUUGAUGUUCUUUUACCUCUUCUCCGGCUCUCGCUACGACACCAUCUCGCGACCCGUUCCGGCCCCUAACCACGCCCAAACUGUUUCGCAGUCAAAUCUUCAAAAUGCUCCUGCUGCCAGCCGCCAUGUCGAUUCCACGCAAAAGCCCAUGCCUGCCGAUCGCGACCGGCAAGAUGUGGUUUCCCCGAAGCCCGCCACCGUCAGCACCGAUGCUCCCGCUUCCAACCCCCUCGCCGACAUCGAUCCUGGCCCUCGCGCCAAUGCCACCUUUGUGACCCUCGCGCGCAACGCCGAUGUCUGGGACAUUGCUCGCUCGAUUCGCCAGGUGGAAGAUCGUUUCAACCGCCGCUUCAACUACGAUUGGGUUUUUCUCAACGAUAAGCCCUUUGACGACAACUUUCGCAACAUCACCUCGGCCCUCGUCUCCGGCACGGCGCACUUUGGCCAGAUCCCCGUCGAGCACUGGUCCGUGCCCGAUUGGAUCGACGAGGAAAAGGCCAAAAAGGUGCGCGAGGACAUGAAGGAGCGCAAAAUUAUAUAUGGUGACUCCAUCAGCUACCGCCACAUGUGCCGCUUCGAGUCUGGCUUCUUCUUCCAGCACCCCAUAAUGCAAAACUAUGACUUUUACUGGCGUGUCGAGCCUAGCAUUGAGCUCUUUUGCGACAUUCCGAAGGACCCAUUUCGCUUUAUGAAGGAAAAUGGGAAAAAGUACAGUUUCACGAUAAGCCUGCUCGAGUACGUCGACACCAUUCCUACACUCUGGGACAGUGCCAGGAAGUUUAUGGAGAAUUAUCCCGAGCAUGUGGCCGCCGAUAACUCAAUGGAGUUUCUUAGCGACGAUGACGGCCAGACCUACAACAUGUGCCACUUUUGGUCCAACUUCGAAAUUGGAAGCCUUGAGUGGAUGCGCAGCGAUGCCUACGUCGAAUUCUUCAAUUCGCUCGACCAAGAUGGCGGCUUCUUUUACGAGCGCUGGGGCGAUGCCCCGGUUCAUUCCAUUGCUGCUGGCAUUCUUCUCAACAAGACGGAGCUUCACUUCUUUGACGAGAUUGCCUAUUUUCACAUGCCAUUUACACAUUGCCCCAAUGAUGCCCAGGCGCGCAUUGACCUCAAGUGCCACUGCAAUCCCAAGGAUAACUUUGACUGGAGCAGAUACUCUUGCACCUCCAGGUACUUUGAGAUGAUGGGCAUGCAAAAGCCCGACGGCGUGGACUGA